Messenger RNA from Tribolium castaneum (red flour beetle), 971 nucleotides. RefSeq names its product transcriptional adapter 1. The transcript is spliced from 2 exons. Gene Ontology annotation, cellular component: SAGA complex. NCBI's taxonomy places the organism in Eukaryota, Metazoa, Arthropoda, Insecta, Coleoptera, Tenebrionidae. Gene Ontology annotation, molecular function: transcription coactivator activity. The record is from RefSeq and is a predicted model, not a curated record. Bases 113 to 958 code for a protein of 281 amino acids. Gene Ontology annotation, biological process: regulation of transcription by RNA polymerase II.
AAAUUAUUUAACAAAAAAAAGUGUCUUUGUUUGGGAAUCACUGUUGACGAAACCCCGGCCUUAAGAAGAGUUGAGGUUAGAUUCAAGACAUAAACUUUCUUUAAAUCAAAGAAUGGACCUAAACGAGGCCCGCAAGGCCCUCGAAGCCUGCCUGAACGAGGACCAACGCAAGCAAUACUUCGACAUCCUCCGCCAGUGGUUCUCCUUCAAGUCCCCCAUAACCCGCGAAGAGUUCGACACCGAGGUCCGCAAACUCCUCGUCAACGAGGACCAAAUCCGCUGUCACAACUACUUCCUGCUCGCCCUUCUGGCAAAGCGCACCUCCAGUCGCACAAAAACCACCCGAAACACCUGCGACAAAGGCGUCUUCGAGUGCGCCGACUAUGUCGACUACGUCCAGCCCUCGAGCCCCACGAUGCUGCCGCCCGCCGAGUACGAAAACCGCAGCGCGGCGGCCGAACUUUUCAUGCCCGAUUCCGGCUUUGUCUCCACUCGAAUUGCGGUGACCAGCUGGGAAAACGGCCUCGAUGGGGCCGAGGAGAGCGUAACGGAGCUGAUAGUACACGCGUGUCAGGUUUUCGUUAAGAAUAUUCUGACAGCGAUGAUUUCCAGAAUGAAGGGGUAUAAAGUCAGAGACGGCAAGUUUCAGUACGGGUUUAAUUUGCCAAUUCCUGAUCCCUUCAUCAGGAACUUCCACAAUGUGAUCGACGAAACGCAGGAGAGCAAGACUGAGGUUGUGGACAAGGAGGACACGUUCAUUCCGAGGUGUAAGCCGAGCCUGGAAGUGGCCGAGCAACAAGCCGCUUUCGCCUACUCGUGCGCCAGGAAGAAAAAAUGCGAUAACACCUUAACUGUUAGGCUGUUGUACGAGACUCUGAAGGAAAACCCGCAAAUAUUGGGCCUCCACGAGAUGCAAAGUGUUAAUUUAUUUAAAUUAAGUCUACAAGUCGAUGAAUAAAACAUUUUGAGGA